Messenger RNA from Tupaia belangeri chinensis (Chinese tree shrew), 5173 nucleotides. It is a transcript of the gene ABCC12, whose product is annotated as ATP binding cassette subfamily C member 12. Gene Ontology annotation, molecular function: ABC-type transporter activity; ATP binding; ATP hydrolysis activity. Bases 248 to 4351 code for a protein of 1367 amino acids. Gene Ontology annotation, biological process: transmembrane transport. The transcript is spliced from 31 exons. Gene Ontology annotation, cellular component: membrane. The record is from RefSeq and is a predicted model, not a curated record. Lineage: Eukaryota; Metazoa; Chordata; Mammalia; Scandentia; Tupaiidae.
CCACGCUCUGAGCACGUGAGCCCUGGCACUUCUCCCUGUCCUCUCGUCUUCAUCCUCUAGACUUGAGCAUUUCUUGCCCAGGGUUAUAGCUUGACAAUUAAGAUACUGCUAUAGAUGGAUACUUCCUGAAACAAUUAAGAAAUUGGAUGGUGGCUGGUAGGAGCUGGGUUUCUCACUUUUAGAAUUGGAGUUUACAGAGUGAAAAGGUCCCUAAUCCAAGAGCCUUGAACUUCAGGCCACCAUCAAGAUGGUGGGGGAAGGUGCCUACCUUAUUUCAGAUCUGGACCGGCGAGGUCAGCGAAGAUCUUUUUCAGAGAGAUAUGAUCCCAGCCUGAAGACCAUGAUCCCAGUGCGACCCUAUGCAAGAUUGGCAUCCAACCCAGUAGAUGAUGCGGGACUGCUCUCCUUUGCCACGUUUUCCUGGCUUACUCCAAUGAUGAUCAGAGGCUACAAACACACGCUAACUGAGGAUAACCUACCCCCAUUGUCGCCAUAUGACUCAUCGGACACCAAUGCUAAAAGAUUUCGAAUCCUUUGGGAUAAAGAGGUAGAAAGGGUGGGCCCUGAGAAGGCCUCUCUGGGUCGAGUGGUCUGGAAAUUCCAGAGGACACGUGUUUUGAUGGAUAUUCUGGCCAACAUCCUGUGCAUCAUCAUGGCAGCCAUAGGGCCGACGGUUCUCAUUCACCAAAUCCUCCAGCACACCGAGAAUACCUCCGGAAAAGUCUGGGUUGGCGUCAGCCUGUGCCUAGCCCUUUUUGCCACCGAGUUUACCAAAGUCCUAUUUUGGGCUCUUGCCUGGGCCAUAAAUUACCGCACGGCGAUCCGGUUGAAGGUAGCCCUCUCCACCCUGGUUUUUGAACACCUGGUGUCCUUCAAGACAUUGACACACAUCUCUGUUGGUGAGGUACUCAAUGUACUAUCCAGUGAUAGCUAUUCCUUGUUUGAAGCUGCCUUGUUUUGUCCCUUGCCAGCCACCAUCCCUAUCCUACUGAUCAUUUGUGCGGUGUAUGCCUUUUUUAUUCUGGGACCCACAGCUCUCAUCGGGAUAUCUGUGUAUGUCAUAUUCAUCCCCAUCCAGAUGUUUAUGGCUAAGCUCAAUUCAGCUUUCCGAAGAUCAGCGAUUUCGAUGACAGACAAGCGAGUUCAGACAAUGAAUGAGUUUCUGACCUGCAUCAAGCUGAUUAAAAUGUACGCCUGGGAGAAAUCUUUUAUGAACACCAUUCGAGAUGUACGAAGGAGGGAGAGGAAAUUACUGGAAAAAGCUGGAUUUAUCCAAAGUGGAAACUCAGCCCUGGCCCCCAUUGUGUCCACCAUUGCUAUCGUACUGACAUUCACCUGUCACAUCCUCCUGAGACGCAAGCUCACUGCCCCUGUGGCAUUCAGUGUGAUUGCCAUGUUUAAUGUAAUGAAGUUUUCAAUUGCAAUCUUGCCUUUCUCAGUCAAAGCAGUGGCCGAAGCCAAUGUCUCUCUAAAGAGAAUGAAGAAAAUUCUCAUAUAUAAAAGGCCUCCAUCCUACAUCACCCAUCCAGAAGACCCAGAUACUGUCUUGUUUUUAGCAAAAGCCACCUUGACAUGGGAGGAAGAAGCCAGUAAGAAAAAUGACCUAAGGAAAAUGCAGAACCAGAAAAGGUAUUUUUUCAAGAAACGGAUGCCAGUAGAAACCUACAGCAAGUGGAGUCCAUCAGCCCAGGGAUUUGUUGGCCCAGAGGAGCCAAGUGGCAUUCCCACGUCGGUUCUGCAUAAUAUAAGCUUUGUACUGACAAAGGGGAAGGUCUUGGGAAUAUGUGGGAAUGUUGGAAGUGGAAAGAGCUCCCUCAUUGCAGCUCUCCUGGGACAGAUGCAGUUACAGAAAGGAGUGGUGGCAGUCAAUGGAACUCUGGCCUAUGUCUCUCAGCAAGCAUGGAUCUUUCAUGGAAAUGUGAGAGAAAACAUUUUAUUUGGAGAACAGUAUGAUCACCAAAGGUAUCAGCACACAGUUCGUGUUUGUGGCCUUCGAAAGGACUUGAGCAGCCUCCCUUAUGGAGACUUGACUGAGGUUGGAGAGCGGGGCCUCAACCUCUCAGGGGGACAGAGGCAGAGGAUCAACUUGGCCCGUGCUGUCUACUCUAACCGCCAGCUCUACCUGCUGGACGACCCUCUGUCAGCUGUGGAUGCCCAUGUGGGGAAGCAAAUCUUUGAGGAGUGCAUUAAGAAGAUGCUCCGGGGGAAGACCAUUGUCCUGGUGACCCACCAGCUGCAGUUCUUGGAGUCUUGUGAUGAAGUCAUUUUGUUAGAAGAUGGAGAGAUUUGUGAAAAGGGAACACACAAGGAAUUAAUGGAGGAGAGAGGGUGUUAUGCAAAACUGAUUCACAAUCUCCGAGGGUUGCAAUUCAAGGAUCCUGAACACAUUUACAAUGCAGCAAUGGUGGAAGCCCUUAUGGAGAGCCCUGCUGGGAGAGAUGAAGAUGCUGUUUUAGCUCCAGGAAAUGAGAAAGAUGAAGGAAAAGAAUCUGAAACAGACUCAGAAUUUGUAGAGACAAAAGUUCCUGUACACCAGCUUGUCCAGACCGAAUCGCCCCGGGAAGGCACCGUGACCUGGAAAACAUAUCACACAUACAUUAAGGCUUCUGGAGGGUACCUCCUCUCUCUCUUCACAGUCUCUCUCUUCCUCCUGAUGAUCGGCAGUUCUGCCUUCAGCAACUGUUGGCUGGGUUUCUGGUUAGACAAGGGCUCACAGAUAACCUGUGAGCCUCAGGGCAACAAGACCAUGUGUGAGAUUGGUUCUGUCCUGGUGGACACCAGGAAACACAUGUACCAGUGGGUGUAUGCAGCGAGCAUGGUGUUCGUGCUGGUUUUUGGCAUCUGCAAAGGCUUAACCUUCACUAAGACCACGCUGAUGGCAUCCUCGUCGAUGCAUGACAGAGUGUUUGACAAGAUCUUAAAGAGUCCAAUGAGCUUCUUUGACACGACGCCCACUGGCAGGCUAAUGAACCGUUUUUCCAAAGAUAUGGACGAGCUGGAUGUGAGGCUGCCGUUUCACGCGGAGAACUUUCUGCAGCAGUUUUUUAUGGUGGUGUUUAUUCUGGUGAUACUGGCCGCUGUGUUUCCUGCUGUCCUUUUAGUCUUGGUCGGCCUUGCUGUAGGCUUCUUCAUUCUCUUACGCAUAUUCCACAGAGGAGUCCAGGAGCUCAAGAAGGUGGAGAACAUCAGCCGUUCUCCCUGGUUCUCCCACAUCACCUCCUCCAUCCAGGGCCUGGGCAUCAUUCACGCCUACGAUAAAAAAGAGGACUGCAUCAACAAGUUUAAGAUGCUGAAUGAUGAAAACUCCAGCCACCUCCUAUAUUUUAACUGUGCUCUCAGGUGGUUUGCUUUAAGAAUGGAUGUCCUCAUGAACAUCGUCACCUUCAUUGUGGCCUUGUUGGUGACCCUGAGUUUCUCUUCAAUCAGUGCCUCAUCCAAAGGCUUGUCGUUGUCUUAUAUCAUCCAGCUGAGUGGACUGCUGCAAGUGUGUGUGCGAACAGGAACAGAGACCCAGGCCAAAUUCACCUCCGUGGAGCUGCUAAGGGAAUACAUUUCGACCUGUGUUCCUGAAUGUACUGAUCCCCUCAAAGAGGGUACCUGUCCCAAGGACUGGCCCAGCCGUGGAGAGAUCACCUUCAGAGACUAUCAGAUGAGAUACAGAGACAACACACCCCUUGUACUUGAUGGGCUGAAUUUACACAUCCAAAGUGGGGAGACAGUAGGGAUUGUUGGAAGAACAGGUUCUGGAAAGUCGUCAUUAGGGAUGGCCUUGUUCCGUCUGGUGGAGCCAGCCAGCGGUACAAUCUUCAUUGAUGAGGUGGACAUCUGCACCGUGGGUUUGGAAGACCUCAGAACCAAACUGACUGUGAUCCCCCAGGAUCCUAUCCUGUUUGUAGGUACAGUAAGGUACAACUUGGAUCCCUUUGAGAGUCACACCGAUGAGAUGCUCUGGCAGGUUCUGGAAAGGACAUUCAUGAGAGACACAAUAAUGAAACUCCCAGAAAAAUUACAGGCAGAAGUCACAGAAAAUGGAGAAAACUUCUCAGUAGGGGAACGCCAGCUGCUUUGUAUGGCCCGAGCACUUCUCCGUAAUUCAAAAAUCAUCCUCCUUGAUGAAGCCACUGCCUCCAUGGACUCCAAGACUGACACCCUUGUUCAGAGCACCAUCAAAGAUGCCUUCAAAGGCUGUACGGUGUUGACCAUCGCCCACCGCCUAAACACAGUUCUCAACUGCGACCGUGUCCUGGUCAUGGAAAAUGGGAAGGUGAUUGAGUUUGACAAGCCUGAAGUCCUUGCUGAGAAGCCAGAUUCUGCAUUUGCAAUGCUACUUGCAGCAGAAGUCGGAUUGUAAAGGUCCCUGUGGCUGAUCUUGGAGGAGUAGGUGUGAGAUGAGCAGGGAGGCUCUCAUUGCAGCGGGCCACCCCGUCCACUGCCCCUCCCACCCAUGGAGUAUGAGCCGAGCUGGUCUGAGGUCUCCCCUCUUUCCUCCAGCUUAUGCUGGCUCAUCUCAUGCUGGCUCACCUCGCCUGCAAGGCUUAGGGUUGGUCCUGGGUGGUGAACAGAGGUAGAUGAAGCAUGUGGAUUAAAAAAUACUGCCCCUCCCCUUCUAAAAUCCCAAGGGUCCCUCUUCUGCUCUCCACCAAUACCACCUGAGCUCCUGAGAAAAGAAACAUUGUAACUUUUAGUUAAACACCAGUAAAAGUAAAUAGAAUAGGAAAUGCCCGAGGACGGAGUUUGCUAAGGUUUCUUGCCUUGCUUUCAAAAGGGAAAAGAGUAGAUUUUUCUUCCCGCAUAAGUCCUGUUCACUUCCGUCUUAACUGUGUGACAAGCAGUAACUACACAGAUCUGUAGCAUGAAAGAUGAAUUACAGUGUUUGGUGAGAAAAAAAAUUUAAAAAAAUUUUAAAUCAUAUUGUUGGUUCUAUUUGAUCUCUUAGGAUAACCAGGAAAACAAAAUGCUGGAGUUUCUCUCUAAAUGACAUUUUUAUAUCUUCUUUAUUGGUCAUUAAAACGCAGUAGGAAAUUAAAGUCCCCUGAAAUGUUGCCUUGCCAUUAUUUUACUGAAGAUAUUCCCAUUUCUGUACUAUUUCCUCUCAUAGACCCUUGUUGCCGUCUCCCUUGACUCGGUAAUAAACCCUCAAAAUCGUUUAACAAAUAAAAGACUUUCUUUCCAA